Molecule: messenger RNA, 1836 nt
Organism: Vitrella brassicaformis
Lineage: Eukaryota; Vitrellaceae
Source: the annotation of a GenBank genome assembly
GCCAACCGCACGCAACAUUCAUUCAUUCAUUCUGGCAUCCGGAUCACAGUUUUCCCAUACACACGUCGACCCACGGGCAGGUCCCACUCACAAAUGGUACGUCACACCCACACAACCGAUCACGGCACGACCUCACACACAACAAGUCCCUCCUACUCAGAGACAUGUAACCAACACCGCCAACCCUAAAAGACCCAACCACUUAAUUGCCAACACGCCACUCACCUAUCUCAUCGAGCCCUGCAUACGAUGCAUUCACCUGCCCUCGUCCACCGUGUCCAGCAGCGGCUCCGUCAGGUCUCUGCUCAGCCUCUUUCCAAACCCCGCCGCAGGUGUCCUGGGUGACAAUAUGGAUGACGAACGGGUCGGCGGAUGCGGUCGCUUCCCCUCAAGGUACUCCCUCUCGAGUCGAUCACGGGUUUUGCGCCACCACCGCUGCACCGCCAUCACCUACACACACACGCACACACGCACCACGCCAUUGGUAGGUGCAUCUUCCCCUCUGCCCCCUAGCUGUGUGUGUGUGUGUGUUCUUCUCGUUGGUACCGCUCGGACGGAUACUGUGAAGCUGAGGUCGUCCCAGUGCUGAUGCUGAGCGAUCGGCAGGGCCGUCCGGUGGCAGGCCACACCAGGAUCGAAGAGAGACCUCGCAUCGGUGGCCAGAAACAGGGUGGCGGUGAGCGCCUGCAGUGCUGCGAGAAAGCCGAUGAGCCAGCUGAGCGGCUGGCCCACCAUGGGCACCGUGGGGUCGUUCAUGAGCCCCUGGUCGUCCAGAUUGAAGAUGAGGGCGUUGACACUCAUCGACACGAUCCCUGAAGCAAGCAAGGAAAAAGUGAAAACAAUGCGCAAGUGGAUGCACCUCCCUCCCUCUCUCCCCCCCAUUACCAGUGAAGAGGAGAAUACGCGCUAUGGUUGGGUAGUUGUGCGGCCUCCACCAUGGCGGCAGGAACUCUAUCUCGCUCUCGAGGAGGAUGAGCAGCCCACCGUACAGCAGGAAGAUGAACCCGGCCAGGUACAGGCUGCACUCCAUCUCGGAUGUCCCCACGGAGAACCGAAGCGAUAACGCCCACAACGACCACAAAGGAUACCUGCCCACCGACCAAACCAGAACCAAAGCACCCCUGUGUGUCUGCGGCAUCCGUCCGUUGCUUCCAUUGCUUUUCCACUCACCCGCAGAUGGCCCCCAGGUUGCCGAGGGGGUAGAUGAUGGUCGGCCUCUCCCCUGACGGCAGCGUCAGCCAGUCGAUGGUCGUCACCAGGGAGUAGACGAACCAGAAGAUGUACACGACAGUCACCAUCAGCAUCCCCGCCUCGUCAGCCACGAGUGUCGACGCCAGCUCCACAAUCUCCACCAGCACCGACACGUAGGCCAUCAUGAUCAGCCCCACCUGGUCCUUCGUCAGGUGCCGCCAGGAGCACUUCCGCAGCUCGCUCGGCACAAUGCCUGCCAGCCAGUCAUUCUUGGAGUGCCCGGAGGUGGAGCACCGACUCUUCUUCUGGACACGCUUGAGCCUGCAGUAAGUCGAGUAGGCGUCGACCUCGGCAGCACACACUGCAACACAGACAGUGCACCCACCGCUAUUCAUUCACUGUGCUGCAUUGUCGGUGAUGGGCUACAUACCUGCAUUGAACUGUUUCCUCCGCUCCUCUGCCUGCGCCUUGCGGUCCUGCCCGGAGAUAAUGGGGCCUUGUGUGUGUGGGUGCUGAUGGUGGUCACUGUCGCAUCGCGGGCGGGCUGAUUGCGGUGCGUCCAGCUGCAGCUGCUUCAUAGCCAGGGGCUCGAUAGAGGCGCUCGUGUGGCGGAGGCCGUCGUCCUUCAUGGCGACAGGAUCUUUU